AUGAAGAACAUCUGGAGCUGGAGCCGCACAUCUGGUCUCGGAGCUCGCCUGCACCGCGGCGCCCCCCUCCUCCCGCGCCCCAGUCACUUCCUGUCCGGGAGCAGUAAGCGGUGGUUCCUCAGCGCGUGCGGAGAACAAGGCGGCGGCAGGCGUCCGAGGCGCGGGCUGGGAGCCCCAACCCCCCCCACUCCCGCCCAGGCCCCGGGGCUCCCGCGUCCCCUCCACGCGCCCGUCGCGGGUCCUACCGAAACUCGGCGGCCGCGCAGCGUCGAGACGCCCCCGUGGGGGCCCGGGGAGCCAGGGCGAGAGGGAGGGCCCCGGAGGUCGGGGAAGAGGGAGAAAGGGGGAAGAAAUUCGAGAAACGAGCCACUCGGGGAGAACCAGACAAACCGGGUCCUGGCAGGGCGGACGCAGCCGCCAGGGCGGAGCCGGGUGUGGGGCCCCGGGAGUGGGGGGCAGGCCCGCGAGCGGGAGGGGCGCUCGGUCUCGGCAGCUCGGGACUGGGGUAGAGGGGCCCGGAGCCCCGGGGCCAGCGCGCUCCGGCUCCGCCGGGCUCCUCGUGACGCGGCACCCACGGCCCCUGCACCGACGGGAGCCCUGCCCACGAGACGGGAGCCCCGCCCUCGGCCCCGCCCCAGGCCUGAGCCCCAAAUUCCGGCGGGUACCCGGGAGCGGGGCGAGGCCCGGCGAGCUGGGGGAGAAAGGCAGCGCCGCACGGGCGGGCGAGGAGCGGGGCGCCCAGGCGCGCAGGCCGGGGUGGCCGGGUCGCGAGGCCCUGGGGUGGGCGGCCCGAGCCUGGCUGGACAGCCCCGCCCUUCCCGGCCAGCACCGCCCCCUGCGCGCCCCGCCCCCUCCUUCCCGCAGCCCCCACCCCCGCCCCGGCUCCUCAACACAAACUUUCCGUCCCGCUCGCUCCCUCCUCCGCGCCCAGCGCCUCCCGCUCCAGCCCGGCUCAUUCCGCACAUUCCGGCCAGCCCCCUCCCCACGACCCCCCUUCCCCGGCCCCCCUCGAGGCUCCCUCGGGCCCGGCGGAGCGGCCUGGCCGGAGCGCCCCCGCGAGCUCGGACCAGGCUCGGCUGCCCGGUGGGCUCAGGCCCAGAGCCCAGAGCAACCAGCACAAUAGCGUCCAACAGCUGGAACGCCAGCAGCAGCCCCGGGGAGGCCCGGGAGGAUGGGCCCGAGGGCCUGGACAAGGGGCUGGACAACGAUGCUGAGGGCGUGUGGAGCCCGGACAUCGAGCAGAGCUUCCAGGAGGCCCUGGCCAUCUACCCGCCCUGCGGCCGGCGCAAGAUCAUCCUGUCGGACGAGGGCAAGAUGUACGGUCGAAAUGAGUUGAUUGCACGCUAUAUUAAACUGAGGACGGGGAAGACUCGGACGAGAAAACAGGUGUCCAGCCACAUACAGGUUCUAGCUCGGAAGAAGGUGCGGGAGUACCAGGUUGGCAUCAAGGUCUCUAGCCACUUGCAGGUUCUAGCCAGGCGGAAAUCUCGGGAGAUUCAGUCCAAGCUGAAGGCCAUGAACCUGGACCAGGUCUCCAAGGACAAAGCCCUUCAGAGCAUGGCAUCCAUGUCCUCUGCCCAGAUCGUCUCUGCCAGUGUCCUGCAAAACAAGUUCAGCCCACCCUCCCCUCUGCCCCAGGCCGUGUUCUCCACUUCCUCUCGGUUCUGGAGCAGCCCCCCUCUCCUGGGACAGCAGCCUGGACCUUCUCAGGACAUCAAGCCAUUUGCACAGCCAGCCUACCCCAUCCAGCCGCCCCUGCCGCCAACGCUCAGCAGUUAUGAGCCCCUGGCCCCGCUGCCCCCAGCUGCUGCCUCUGUGCCCGUGUGGCAGGACCGCACCAUUGCCUCCUCCCGGCUGCGGCUCCUCGAGUACUCAGCCUUCAUGGAGGUGCAGCGAGACCCUGACACGUACAGCAAACACCUGUUUGUGCACAUCGGCCAGACAAACCCCGCCUUCUCAGACCCACCCCUGGAGGCAGUAGAUGUGCGCCAGAUCUAUGACAAGUUCCCCGAGAAAAAGGGGGGACUGAAGGAGCUCUAUGAGAAAGGGCCCCCUAAUGCCUUCUUCCUCGUCAAGUUCUGGGCCGACCUCAACAGUACCAUCCAGGAGGGCCCAGGAGCCUUCUAUGGGGUCAGCUCUCAGUACAGCUCUGCUGAUAGCAUGACCAUCAGCGUCUCCACCAAGGUGUGCUCCUUUGGCAAACAGGUGGUAGAGAAGGUGGAGACUGAGUACGCUAGGCUGGAGAACGGGCGCUUUGUGUACCGUAUCCACCGCUCGCCCAUGUGCGAGUAUAUGAUCAACUUCAUCCACAAGCUGAAGCACCUGCCCGAGAAGUACAUGAUGAACAGCGUGCUGGAGAACUUCACCAUCCUGCAGGUGGUCACGAGCCGGGACUCCCAGGAGACCCUGCUUGUCAUUGCUUUUGUCUUCGAAGUCUCCACCAGCGAGCACGGGGCCCAGCACCAUGUCUACAAGCUCGUCAAAGACUAGGGUGCCCUCUGCGCCUCCGUAAGGAUGCAGGGUGAGCAUCUCCUCUCCACACCUGCCUGGCACCCCUGGGGGGGGGUCCAGGAUUGAGGACUCAUCUACCUGCCAGGCCUCAGGCCCAGGACCCAGGAGGCCUCCCCACCUACCCCAGCACACACUCCCUGCCACUGUUCUGCGCUUUAAUUGAGGAGAGGAGGGCUCAGCAGUGGGGCAGCCUGCCCGCCAGCGCUGAUCCACCAUCACUCCGCUCUGCCCAGCCUUGUGUGACCUCAGAGAGGUGGGGAGGGGGAACACCUUCAGCCUCUGGCAUGUGUGGCCACUGCUCCACCGUGGGGGAGUGUCAUGGGCAGCUGAGGGCAGGAUGGAGACCGAGGGAGUCAGCAAGCGGAGGCCCUGGAAAAGGAGAGUGUCAGGUCAGGGUUGGGCUCUGAGGGCAGAGGGGCCCACACUUCUUUGCCCCUUCCGUGUGCCAGGCUUGGUGCCCAGACUCCUUGCCUGGCUUGUGCGGUGCUAGACUCUGCACAGCAAGUGUGGGUCUCCAGGUUUCAGGUGAAGUGCCGAGGCUCCAGGAAGUUGAGUGACCCACAGGAGAGGUGGGCAGAGCUGGAGUUCUCAUCCAGGGCUGCCUGUCCCCAGAGCCCAGGUUUACACUACCUCCCUGGGGCAAGGGCUGGCCACAGGGUUGGGGAGAGGCUCUGCAGUGUGAAGAGUGGAGCCUCCUCAAACUCCUCGAGGACAGCUGGGUUAGGGGAGCACCUGUUUCUACAGCAAUAGACCCUUAUUAGGCACCCCAUCAGCCCACAAGCCAACCAGCGGGGCUCCAGGAAGAUGGGGCAACCCCCAGCACCCUCCAGAUUGAGGGCAAGGUAGAGGAAGGAGUCCCAGCCUCUGGGCAGACCAGAAGCCUGGAGGGAAGGCUAGCAGAAGGCUUUUGGUUUUUCUCUUGCCCAAGGCUGGGAUCUGACAAACCCUUGGUGGGCACUGCUCCCUUAGGUUCUUCUCCACCUCAGUCUACCUGCCCGGAGCAGCAGCUCCCAGACCCAGUGCUGGGACUGAAGGUUAACCCUUCCCCUGCUGCCCCUUCUCAACACCCAGGCCCCCAGAGCCAGCCGGGCCUGACCAGCAGCCACCUGUGGGUAUUUAUGAGUUUCAUAUGAAGUACUGUGCCCCUUCCCUUCCUCAUCCUGACCCUGCCCGAGCUUCCUGAAGGUCCUCACCGUUUGCAUAUUGCUCAGGCCACCUCCAAACCCCACCUAGGUUUUAUAAUGUAUAUUAUAUAUUUUUUUGUGUAUUUUUAAAAUCCAGCUGUGAUGGGUUGUAUCAUAAAUGCGGCUUGGGGUUGGGGCAGGGACCAUCAAGGCCCAGCUCCUGCUCAAAAAAAAAAAAAAAAAAAAUUAAAGUUAUAUGUUUGUGGGUCAGUCAUACAA
Molecule: messenger RNA, 3914 nt
Organism: Cebus imitator (Panamanian white-faced capuchin)
Lineage: Eukaryota; Metazoa; Chordata; Mammalia; Primates; Cebidae
Gene: TEAD3
Product: TEA domain transcription factor 3
Exons: 15
Coding region: 1-2490 (829 amino acids)
Biological process (GO): hippo signaling; regulation of transcription by RNA polymerase II; embryonic organ development
Cellular component (GO): transcription regulator complex
Molecular function (GO): DNA-binding transcription factor activity, RNA polymerase II-specific; RNA polymerase II cis-regulatory region sequence-specific DNA binding
Source: RefSeq, a predicted model, not a curated record